GCAACCAAUUCUUAUGCAUCCCACGAAAUCUCGGCCGAUUGAUUUGUCUCGCUUUCAUUCCAUCUCCCCCGUCCACUGCUGCCCCAGGUGCGAAGAAGUACGCUCUCGUGCUGGUUCAAAAAGGUCUAACACGCGCCCUCUUCCAUGCGCUCUAUUCUGAAUCCACCGAGGCGACGCCAAGUGAGGAAUUUAUGAUACAUAUUCACCAGCUCUUAUGUCGAAUCGGACAUUUGGAUAAACGCUUCGGCGUGCGUGCCCGAAUCAGUCAAUGCCUUCAAAUUACCUUGGGUCUGCUGCGUGCUCAAAUUGCCUUAUUGGGGACCUAUGCACCAACUCCCGCCUUGACGGCGUCGAUGCCAACGAAUGCCGCUCCGGCCAAUGGGCAAUCCCACAACACUUCAAAUUCAGUGAAUCUGUUCACUGCGUAUUCCGGUCACACAGGUCUGGGUUUCUGCCCCCAGUUCAUUGGCACCGGAUAUUCAGCAGGAAUGACGAACAAUUCAGUUGGCACUGCAUCCAACCCUUACGCUGGUGCUGUUAUUGCAAUCCCAAAUUCAUUGAACCGGAGCCUGAAAACAGUGCUUCGCACACUUCGUCUGUAUGUUGUCUGUGGAGCCGGUAGAAUGAAUGCUUCCAUUCUGGGCCGUUCUGGAGCUAUCGCUCUGUUGAUUCGUUUGCUAACCAUCGUCGCUGGGCUCCCAGCUCCCAAACCAUAUCCUGGGCACUUAUCUCCUACAGUCUCACCCAAGUCGUCCAACACCGUAACCAAUGCGGCAACUUCGAGCGCAUCCACCAUCGGCCCGGUGAACCAAAACACCCUGGGAGCACAAACUGCGGGGCAGUUUGCAAGUAUGGUUAACUCGGGAACAAACAAUUGUCAUGGAUCCUCUAUCGGUGUGGUACUGACAAGCGCCAGUUCCCCUAUGCCCGGCCUCACUCGCACCGGAGCGGAGAACGGUUUGAUUAUUGGUAGUCCGAUCGUGACUGCUGUCACAGCAACAGCAUCAGCAGCUGCCGCACUUCAUCGCCACCGUCUGCAAAAUGCAACUCGACGCUCAGCCAAAACCAGUUCGGUGAAUUUUCUGGCCACAUCCGCCGCCUCGCUUUUGUCCGCCCCACCUUCGUUGUUAGCGAUCGGAGUACGUUACCAUUCCAAGCUGAUUCGACUGGUACUCAAUACCCUGCAUUGCCUAAUCAAGUGGAAGAACAAUUCCACUCGGGCGGUCGAUGCUGGAGGAGUUGCGAUUUUGUUGGAUUUGUUUCUCGACGUCCAUCGUUGCGACCUACACGGACGGCGAAUCCCGCUACAACGAAGUUCUCUAGCCUGCCUCAAGUCCCUCACAGUCUCACAGAACAAUUCCACUCGGGCGGUCGAUGCUGGAGGAGUUGCGAUUUUGUUGGAUUUGUUUCUCGACGUCCAUCGUUGCGACCUACACGGGCGGCGAAUCCCGCUACAACGAAGUUCUCUAGCCUGCCUCAAGUCCCUCACAGUCUCACGUGCUGGCCGGAAGCUGUUCAUCAACAGUGGCGGACUGCACACAUUAUUUGCAGUAUGUGCUGGUUACGUUGGUCCUGAUCCCUUUUGCCGUAUCGGCUUGGGUAUAACCUUCAGCAAUUCGAAAUCCGUCUCGGAUUCCGGUAGUCUACUCGGUUCUCGACCCGGCAAACCCGUUGGGUUUCGUCGAGCAAGACGUGCUGCAGCAUCACAUAGUUUGCUUCGAAGUAGCGACACCUCCACAGCCUCAGCCACAGGUGGUUCCGGGUGCAGCAGUCCGCAGUCGCAAAAGGGGAAAGUGGUGAAUUGCGAUGCGCCGCGUUUACCGUCGUCGACAGCCGUUUCCUGUGCACCGCAGGCCAUAGCAUCUGAGAGUUUGACCAAUUUGUCUUCAUCGGCUGCUGGAGACAACGGUGCUGGAGUUCCUUGCCGCUUCCCUUCAAGUUUAAACAAAUCAGAGGGGCUUGUUGCGAUUCUCUCUGAUGCUUGCUUGUUGUUACGUCGCUGCUGCCCACGAAGCCGAUUACCUGUGACAGGUGCCGAGGGUAUACUUCGGUGCCCGCUACCUAGAGAGUCCUCGGUGCGCACAAAUGUGGAUGCACACUCAAAGCGCGAUCCUGCCAGUUCUCAGGACGCCGAUCGGACAGUUCCCUCUGAUAGCAAAUGUCUGAAGGACCGGAGUUUUGCCACAGACUGUUCUGUGCUAUCCAACGUGUCCAGCGCAAAACGAGAUGACAAACGUUCCGGUCGUCUUAGCCCUCGGAUCAAAGACUCUGUCGCCACCGAUAAAGUUACUCGACUGUCUUCAGCGUACUGCGCAGAUGACAACCAGUCGGAUACUGGCGUCAGAAGCGAAUCUACUGAGCUUAUCACAUCCGAUCUCCCUUCACCAACUCGACGGACGGACACCAGUGAAGUACAAGUCUCCAUUCGUGAGCCAGUGAAGCGUCGUUCUGUGCAGCGAAAACGAACCUUGAACGCCAGCCGUGACCCUGCUCUGAAGAAACCUGUUGCCAAGUUGUCUCCGGCACGCAGACCAUGCACUAGGAAGUGCAAAGGAAACAAGCAUGUUCCGAGCAAGCUUCAGCUCCCGCUUGGUUCCGCCAUCUCCAGUUCAAGCGGCUCAUUGCCAAAGAAUUGCUCGAAUGGACCAUUUAACUCCUCCCGUAGUCGUUCAAGACGUUUGAGAUCGCGUAAUUACAAAUCUACUCAGAGGACUGCAAGAGGGUCGGAUACUGGCGUCAGAAGCGAAUCUACUGAGCUUAUCACAUCCGAUCUCCCUUCACCAACUCGACGGACGGACACCAGUGAAGUACAAGUCUCCAUUCGUGAGCCAGUGAAGCGUCGUUCUGUGCAGCGAAAACGAACCUUGAACGCCAGCCGUGACCCUGCUCUGAGGAAACCUGUUGCCAAGUUGUCUCCGGCACGCAGACCAUGCACUAGGAAGUGCAAAGGAAACAAGCAUGUUCCGAGCAAGCUUCAGCUCCCGCUUGGUUCCGCCAUCUCCAGUUCAAGCGGCUCAUUGCCAAAGAAUUGCUCGAAUGGACCAUUUAACUCCUCCCGUAGUCGUUCAAGACGUUUGAGAUCGCGUAAUUACAAAUCUACUCAGAGGACUGCAAGAGGGGUAGAUGAUCGGGCGAAGAAAACCAGUUCCAACACGUCUCAGUGCGCUGCUCUUCUUAUACCUGAUUCUGUGGAGCUCCAACAUCCGCCCACGAUACAUUCCCAUCAACUAGAUUUUCCUCCUUGUGGGAGUCCUGCACACAGCCACCGAUCGCCAAGCCCUGUCUCAGCUGCGACAGAGUCGACCCCGAAGCGUCGUUCGUCCGAAGGAGGGGAGUCUUGUUGUUAUGACUCACCCUCGACCUAUCCACCGCCCACAGUAUCUCCCCAACGUCGAAGUCCUUCGCCUGUCGUAGUGUUGGACACCGUGGAUGAUGAGGAAGACGAUCCGGACGAUGAUGACGAUGAUGAUGGUGAGGAUGAUUUAGAUGAGGACGAAAGGAAUCAGGCGGUGAAUUUGUCUGAGGCACAGCCAACAGAUCCGAGAUCCAUUGUGGCAGAUCUUAUCAAAACUCACGGUCUUUUUUUCCCGGAGUGGAUCGAUAUUCCUCAGGAAGCUCCUGAAUAUUUGGCCAAAGAACAGUUGAUUCCUAAUAUUGAACCGCACGUGGCUGCUUGGCCUUUUAUCAACGCAACAUCCCCAUCAGCAGCAAUUCGCGAUCAAGCUGCAUCUCCAAAAGAUGGGGUGAAGUUCGAACUGAAAGAUACCUCAUCUGAAACGGAAACAAUAACUCCAUUUGCCAAUACGUAUCUGAACCACGCCCGAUACACACAAACUCUGGUCCCACUGCAGACAAUCGCCUACCCCGAUUUACUCGGGGCUUCGUAUGCUCCUUAUGUUGAACCGUUUUACAAUAGAAUUUCGGAUGUACUCUCCGGAGCGGACAGUUUAAUUUCCAGUGGAAUUGGAGCAGCUGAAGAGAACGGACUCAGUUGUCAGGAUGCAAGCGAAUCCACUCAAUCUCAUCUGGGAACGGACUCGAGCCUUGAGGACCCGCCAAGUUCUGUUCAUUUACAAAUCCCUUCUGUAGACACUGGUCGGAAAGGUCUUUCGAAGUCACUGUUAGACCAUCGGCCAAAUAGUAUGAAGAUAAGCGGAGGGCGACGUUCUUCGACAGGCACAACUAGCGUAUCCCAGUCCCCGCGCUCUAGUGCUUCGCGUCGAAUCUCAAAGAGUACUGGUAACCUACAAAAACUUUCCCUAGUUGAACGCCCUCCUCCUCGACUACCGUACAGUCUGACUGGUCUUCCACACGUGGAGAUUUUGGAUGAUGUUCGGCGCCUUAUAGAUCCAGAUGACUUGCUCAACCGCACCGUGUUCGAUCUGGACGACCUCAUAUUGACUGCGAUGCGAGAGUCCACGAAUCCCCAACAGCCGCAGCCACCUCAAUAUGUGGAAUUCCAACCCCGAUCAAACUCCCCACGUGCUCACCAGCUAUUUCCGCACCAACCCGUUGUGAAAACGCACGGCUCCGAGUCUGAUGUGGCGACUGUUGCUGGAACUAGUCCGUCUCUGUUGGCAAAUGCACAGUCCAGUUCGUCCGUAUGUGCCUCUUCUGACCCAUCUGUUUAUCGAUCUCCACUGGCUGCGUCAAAUAUUCUGUCACCUACACCGGUUCGUUGCUCUACCUCUAAUAGUCAACAUUAUUCCUCUGUAUGUGUCUAUGGGCCAGAGCUGGAAUUGUCUGGUUCCCAUGUGGACUGUGCCAUGACCAAUGAGGAUGAGACACAGCUCAGUGUCUCAAACGUUCGGUCGGGCUUAAUGUCACGGCUUUCAAGCCUGAUUUCCGCCACCUUUCUGUUACUCUCAUCUUCCAGAAUCAACCACUUUGAUAUGGAAAAGGGUCAUCUGGAAUUCGAAUCGCGAUUCGAAUCAGGAAAUCUUCGGAAGGCGAUACAGGUCCGUCAGUACGAAUACGAUUUGAUUCUCAGUCCGGAUGUGAAUACAAUUUCGAAUUUGCAAUGGUUCUAUUUUCGUGUGUCAAACGUCGAGGCAGAUGUGGACUAUCGCUUCAACAUUAUCAAUUGUGAAAAGCCCAGCAGCCAGUUCACAUCGGGUAUGCAGCCCCUACUCUUCUCUGUCCGCGAAGCACUGGAUGGUCGCUGCUAUUGGAGACGUGCGGGCAAAUUUAUAAACUACUAUCGGAAUCACUUUGUUCGCACGACUCACGGGAAACGUGUUGCGGAUGGGAACACGUAUCACACAACAACAUUUACCAUUCAGUUCCCUCAUACGGGAGAUGUCUGCUACUUGGCUUACCAUUAUCCAUACACCUACACGAGACUGUUGGCGGAUAUCUCUCGUUGGCAAGAGCAGUCUUCCUCCGGUGACCGCAAGCUGUACUUCCGCGUCCAGCAGCUGACACGGACUAUCUUGGAAAACCCAGUUCCCGUCAUCACAAUCACAGAGCUUCCUGAUAAUCAAAGCGGGGAGAAUGAUAGUCUGGAUCAGCAAAAGAGGGAACUCAAAUCGUCGGAGAGUCCAAGCGUUCAGGACAAUGCCAUCAUUUCGGAUCAAAAGCCCUACAUAUUCCUCACUGCGCGUGUUCAUUCGGGUGAGUCCAAUUCCAGCUGGGUGAUGCAAGGUCUGAUCGAUCGACUCGUGUCAAGCGAAGAGAAGAUGGUGCAACUGCGUCGAACGUUCAUUUUCAAAAUUGUACCCAUGUUGAAUCCAGAUGGAGUUAUUUGCGGGAAAAGGGCAAAACCGGUCGUGGGCUGUCGAAGAAGUUUCAGCAACCUGAUGAGUGGUGCUUUACGAAUAUACAUGUAUCGCGAUAUCUCGAAUAUCGUAGCGACUGAAACAUGGGGCGGCCUGGUGCAGCACAUUCAGUUGCCUGGAAACAUCACAAACGAGAGAUUCAGCUCGGUUCCAGGUUUCUUUCAUCUGUGUGUCUUGUUGGGACACAUUCGGAUAAUGCUCUCGAUUCGCGAAGUACAUUCAUUUCAAAUCUCCAUCAUCUUGAUUGUUGUGUGUCUCUCUCAUCCGUUUUCGUCCAGUCAUCGGUGUUCCAUGGCUGGUAAGGACCUCAAUCGGCGCUGGAUCAACCCAUCGGUCGAUAUCCACCCAACCAUAUACCACACCAAAAAGCUGUUGCAUUUGCUUCAUGCCUGUGAAAGACAGCCGUAUAUAUAUAUCGACUUUCAUGGUCAUUCGCGCAUGAAAAACAUCUUCAUCUAUGGCUGUAGCCCGCUGGAGUCCUGGAAGAGUCCGGAUCUUCACAACCCGACCUACCGCAGCUACGGCCGAGGUGUGGAGGACCGCUCCUAUCGUCACCUGGCUGAAGUAUUGGACACCGUGGCUCCUGCCUUUGCGAAACGGUCCUGUUUAUACUCGGUCAAUAGGGCGAAAGAAACUGCAGCUCGCAUCGCUGUCUGGCGAGAAUUCAGCGUCGUCCGUUCCUUCACGAUAGAAGCCUCCUACUGUGGCGUGACGCGUAACAUCGACGCGCCUCAACUUGAUACCCCCGUCAACUCCGAUCCACUGGCCAGUGGACAUCAAAUCAAUCCGGGUCACCUAGGUAACUUUGGCGCACAACUCCUGGAUGCAUUUUUACUUCUACCAACCUAUGAUCUCGAACACCCGGCUCCUCCAACCUCUCCACCUCCAGCCUCAGUCGAUAGCUCUAUCAGUUACUUUCCAGAGUACCCCGCACUGGCCGAUUCAGAGAAGGCACCCGAUGUUACGGAUGAAGAUGCGGUCACAGUGGAGCGAGAUAAGCAAGCUGCUCUAGACCUUCUCAGUCCUCAAAGCGAUUCAUCCGGCGAUUCCGACUCAACCUAUCGUCCGGAUCAUCGAACGACAGCGACAACCCUCCUGACGGUUAGCCGAUCCCACCUACCCCCUCGCCCCACUUUUUUUGCUCAGAAUACGGACAGUGCGGAAGAUUUGUUAUCCGAUAUAGAUAUGGUUGAGAAACCGUCAGAAUCAGUCCCCGUCCCCACUCUCCCGGUUUCUCUGUGCGCCUGGCGUAUCCUGCUGAUCGGAGCUGUUUUCCUCUAUUCGUCCUUCACAAUCUUCGUUCAUCUUUGUGAAGUGGAUGGCCGUCUACCCUUCCUGUCCGCCUCCGUGAUCUUCCUCGUCGAGUUGCUCAAGCUUCUGCUGUCUCUGGUCAUGUUUGGCAUUCAUCACGGCUCAUUCACAUUCACUUCAACCAGUGGGACCCACACCAGUUUUAUCGAUGCCAUACGAUUAGAGUUACGUCACAACCUGAUGUCUUCCUCAGACGCAUCGAGACCGCCACCAAGUCCGCGGCCUCCACCCUUAACCUAUCCCCAGUUAUUCCGUAUCAUCCUGCCAUUCAUGAUUCCGGCUGUGUUGUAUGCGGUGAAUAACAACUUGGGUAUUUUUAUCCAGUUGGAAAUGGAUCCAGCAACGUACCAGGUACUUGGAAAUUUCAAGAUACUGAGCACAGCGAUUCUGUUCCGUCUAAUUAUCAGGAGGCCUAUCUCCCCAAUUCAGUGGUUCGCCCUGUUUCUCCUUCUGUCUGCCGGUUUCACGCACAGUGUAUACUUAAACUAUCCCAUUCUCCCUUUUCUGUCCUCUCCACUCCCUCUCACAACUAGCUACGGAAGUCUCCUCGCGAAAUCAGCAUCCCCCCCGCCAGGAAGUGCUGUUCCGCCAGCUUCCGCCUCGCAUCGGCUUCACAUCACCGUCCUGGGUAUUUUCCUUAUUGCUCUCUACUGCACCAUCUCCGGUCUGUCUGGAGUAACCACUGAGUACCUGAUGAAGCAGCGUGCACAGAUGAAUAUUCACCUGCAAAAUGCGCUACUCUACACCUUUGGGAUCAUUCUCAACGGUUUGAUGUUCGUCGUGGAAGUGCAUAGGUCUGGUGACCCAGCCUAUUGGAAUCCAUUCAAAGGCUACACUCUAUGGACGUGGCUUUUGAUUCUGACCCAGUCCUUUUCUGGCAUUUUUAUGGGUUUUGUAAUGAAGUACUCGAACAACAUCACACGCCUUUUCCUCAUCUCCUCCGCGAUGUUGGUGACUACCUUCACUGCAAUGUUAGUGUUUGGGUUGCACCUGAACUUCCUGUUCAUUGCCUCCUUCCUCCUGGUCUGUAUAUCACUUUUUCUAUAUCAUCGCUAACCGCACUUCCUGCAGAGGGCUUCCACGUUGCUUCGUUCAUCGUUCCAUUGGUGGCUCCAAUUGCAGAACUGUUUCUGUGAUAUAGUUAAUGCUUAACCUCUGACUCGUAUAGCUCGCUAUCCGGUUCAGAUGUGACUUCUUGUACACCCGAUUCAAAUAAGGAGUGCUGUUCAAACUUUACCCCUUUUAUGAAGCACGGUGGGAGUAUUAAUCAUAAUGUUUGUUGCUCGGGGGUAGUUGUGCGUGGAGUUUACGCCACGCACACUAUUCAUUUCACCUUCUUACCGUUCCGUCAAACGACGUCACUGAAAUUUCGUGACUUCAUUGGACAUUAU
This is a messenger RNA of Opisthorchis viverrini, 8479 nucleotides long. RefSeq lists its product as hypothetical. Gene Ontology annotation, cellular component: Golgi membrane. Gene Ontology annotation, biological process: pyrimidine nucleotide-sugar transmembrane transport; protein side chain deglutamylation; C-terminal protein deglutamylation. NCBI's taxonomy places the organism in Eukaryota, Metazoa, Platyhelminthes, Trematoda, Opisthorchiida, Opisthorchiidae. The record is from RefSeq and is a predicted model, not a curated record. The annotation marks the transcript as partial. Gene Ontology annotation, molecular function: pyrimidine nucleotide-sugar transmembrane transporter activity; metallocarboxypeptidase activity; zinc ion binding. The transcript is spliced from 33 exons.